Messenger RNA from Xenopus laevis (African clawed frog), 5848 nucleotides. RefSeq names its product activating transcription factor 7 interacting protein L homeolog (gene atf7ip.L). The coding region runs from base 689 to 4453 and encodes 1254 amino acids. Lineage: Eukaryota; Metazoa; Chordata; Amphibia; Anura; Pipidae. Gene Ontology annotation, cellular component: nucleus; transcription regulator complex. The record is from RefSeq and is a predicted model, not a curated record. The transcript has 16 exons. Gene Ontology annotation, molecular function: transcription coregulator activity. Gene Ontology annotation, biological process: regulation of DNA-templated transcription.
UUAUAACCUGUAUUUAUAUAGCGCCAACAGCAAUUGUCUGUAAAUAGACUGUAAGCUCUACAGGUCAGGGACCUCCUUCUUGUGUCUCAACCCUGACCGCUUAAUUUUAAACGUAGUUGUAUUUUUGUAUCAAUAUUCUAUUUUGUUUACAAAUCGCACCCAAUAAAUCUAAACAUAAAAACAGAUUAGCUGUUUUGCUUUUUUUAGUCCCAUAUAAACUAUAUAACUAUCUACUCUAAGACAUUGGGUUAUGUCAGUAGCUGGCAGUUUAGCUCCACUGCAAAUAUGCUGUUCAGUCUUACUGCCAUCUGCCAAAAGACACAUGACUGGGCGUGGCCACCCACCUUUAAACCCUUCAACGCAGGUCCUUAAUUUGAAAAUCCCUCGCAUUUUUCUGUCAAGAAGCAUAACCUCCCACUCGCCCAAACUCAUAAAAAAUCGAGUCGAGGGAGGAGCCAACAGGACUCGACGAUAAAACUGCUAAUUUGCAUAACGGCCGACGAGCGAUGUAAAGGGAGGAAAGUGGGCGGAGCUAACGGUGUUUGGGUUUGAAUGUCGGAGCGAGAAGCGCCGAGGGAAGAGGGCAAACAGCGGAGCGGCUGAAGAAGAGCGCAAGGGAGCCGUUUAUCAGUCCCCGGAUAAAUCUCCGAGCAGUCGUGCGACGAUACUUCCCACACAAAGGUUUAAGAUGGAUGCAUCAGAAGAACCUCAAAAAAAAGUUUUCAAAGCUCGGAAAACAAUGAAAGCAAGUGAUCGUCAACAAUUAGACGCAGUGCACAAGGCAAAAGAGGAAUUGCUCAAACCAACAGAGGUGAAGCUACUGAAUGGAAAUCAUGAAAAUGGGGAUAUGGAUACAAUUGCUGAGACACAUUUUGUGGCAGACAGAAAAGAACUUAAUGGCAUGAUAGAUGUCAACUCUGAGUCUCAUGAAGUUCCAAUUGUCAAGCUUCCAGACAUCAAGGAAGGUUUAAUAAACGUUGACCAAACCAAAGACUUAAAAUUAAAACUUGAACUUCAGCCUACUGAGAGUCAUGUAUGUCAAGACAAUGAAUCCAAUGUGUUGGCGUAUGAAGAGAAGGUACCUGUGCCAUCUAAUAAAUGUGAAGAGCAACAUGAAGAAAACAGUACUCAUGUGGCACAAGAAGAAGCUGAUGGUUUACAGUCAUUAGAUAAGACAACCACUAAUAUUGAAUUGUCAGAAGAAUUAUCUGAGGUCAACAAUUCUGGGGAAGAGGAAAGUCAUAUUGUUUUAGAUGGAAUUCAUGAGUUAGAAGAUGAUAGGCCAGAGGAAGAGGUAAAUGGAAGGGCACUGACAGAAGAAAAUAUGGAUGUAGAGCAUGAGGAGCAAGAGAAAAUUGUACAAAUGGAAGAAGAAAGUAAUGACCUGAAAGAGUCUACAGAUGAGCAAGGUGUAGAAUCACAUCUUGCGGAGGGAACGGGAGUACUGUCAAAGGAAAUACUGGAAGAAACAACAGAAAAUGUACAUCAACAAGAAACUGAACCGGAGGGGGAAACUGAAAAUGAAGCCACUAUUUCCGAGGAAACCGAUGAUCUAGUAGAUGGACAGCAAGAGGAAGAAGCCACACAGGACAUGGAUAUAGUACAAAAAGGGGGUUGUUCAGAAGAGCAUAUAGAAACUCCAGCAGAUGACCUUCAGCCAGCUGAAGAGGCUAUAUCUAGCAGUAUGGAGAUUGACCAGAGUAUGAAAGCUGAAGAGCAAAAAUGUUCAGUUGUCCUAGAAUCUAAUCUAGAAAAAUCUGUUUUAGAGGAACAGACAGAAUCUGGAUUAGAAAUUCCAGACACAAUGGAAACAGAUGAAAUCAUUCCAAUUCUUGAAAAGCUUGCACCAGUGGAAUAUGAGCCUGUGGACUUUGUAAAGGCUGAUUUAAACUCUGAAAGUGUUGCAGAUAAUGAAGAAGAAAUGGGAGGCAAUGAGGAAACCUCACCAAGCAAGCAAGAUAGUAGAGAAUCUCUACCCAGUGAAGCAUUCCUUGUACUUUCUGAUGAGGAAGAACCUAGUGAUGAACGCUGUUCACCAGUAGUAGAAAAGACAUCAGCCUCACAAGAUACUGAUGUUGAUGUUGCGGAAAAGUCGGCAGAAAAAGAGGAAGAACAAAAAGAGGAAAGUGUGAAGGAACCACAAGUUGAGAGAAGUGACGUUUCUCCAGGUGGCGUUUCUCCAGGAGACGUUUCUCUAGGUGAAGUCUCUCGCCGAAAGCGCUCUAAAUCAGAGGACCUUGACAAUGAAAGCUCAAAGAGACGGCGUUAUGAUGGGGAAGAGUAUGAGGCUGAAUUACAAGUAAAGAUUACAGCUGGCGAUGAUCUCAACAAGAAAUUGCAGAAUGUCAUCCAGAAGAUGCUUGAGGAGAGGCUGAACACUUUGCAGUGUGUAGUCUUUGAGAAGACUGUAGCUGAUCUUAAGACCAGAGUGGAGAAGAUAGAAUGCAAAAAACACGAAAAUAUUUUGUAUGCAAUACAGGCUAAAAUUGCAAGGUUGACAAAACGCUUUGGUGCAGCAAAGGAAGACCUUAAGAAAAGACCAGAGCAAUCUACAGCAGUCCUCCCUGCAUCCCCAGGAAAAGCUGCAAAUGAAGCGUCGACUGGCAAUAACUCCCUGAGCUACAGAGGUGGCAGCACAGUGAGGCAAAUGCUGGAAUCAAAACGAAAUGUUGGAGAGACAGUAGCUACUUUUCAGCCCUCAACCACUGGUCAGCCAUCAACUCCAACAACAUCUAGUUUACAGCAUCGUACUCCUAGCACUACUACUCAGGUGUCAGUAAGCCAGUCAACUGCAAAUACCAGUAUACAGGCAAGGGCGCCUCCUGACUGGAAACUAAUUCAACAAAGAAUUAAUGCUUCCAGCAUUGGAACUCCUCAAAACACUCUAAACAACCAGAAUAAGCCUUUGCCACCUGUUACCUCUGCUUCAGUAAUGACUUCUGUUGUUCCUGCAACUACGACUGCUGUAGGGAACAACCAAGUGUCCAGCAGUAACUCCCAGCCAAUGUCUGUAUCCCUUCAGUCUUUGCCAGUUAUUCUUCAUGUCCCAGUCUCAAUGCAGUCUCAGUCACAGCUCAUGCAAGGCACUACAGGAACCUUCGUUACUAACCAACAGUCUGGGAAUGUCGAAUUCAUCCCAGUACAAAAUCAGUCCUCCAUUAGUAAUCUAACUAAAGCGACUCCAGUGUCCUUGGCACCAAAUAAAACUGUUAACAGUCCCUCAAUGCCAAGUCCAAGUAUACAGCGGAAUUCUCCAGGAAACUCUGUAUCAUCAGCUCUGACUGUACAGUCUAUCCCAACAACACAUUCAGUUGCACAGUCAUCCAGACCCUCUUUGCCAUCUACAGUAUCUUCAGGAACUUACAAUCAAGCUAACAAUCGCACCACUUCCCAACUGAAAUCUCCACUGUCUGUAUUUAACAGUCCAAGUGCAGCUGAAGCAACAAGCUCCUCUAGAGAACUGCAAGCCAACAGAACAUCUGCAGAAAGUGUCUCCAGCAAGAGGGUAGCUGAAAACUCAGCUGUGGGUGGAAAACCUGGUGGAGUUAUUGACCUCACACUAGAUGAAGAAGAUGUUGAGAUUACCUCUCAAGAUUCCAGGAGGACAAGUACUGGUUUAGCAGGAAACGUCCAAUCACAAAUGAUAAGUCGGCCAUUACAACCUCCACAACCAAACACUUUGCAGUCACCAUCUACAUCUGCAAGUCUACCUUCUCAAGCCACCAUACAUGUAUUACCUACAGCUCAGACAACCGUGAAUAUAACGCAGCGGCCAGGAACUCAGAUCACAAGGACUUCGGCACCUCGUACCCCAAACAAUCAGCAGAUGGUUUACACUACAUCUAACCUCACUGCAGCCCCAGUCCAGACACCUGUACGCAAUACUGUAAUGCAAAGCCAAAAUCUAAGGCAAAUCACCCCUCAAGCUGGAGGGGUGCCUGUAAGAAUGCAGCAGACAGCAGCAUAUGUGGUGAAUAAUGGAAUGACUAUGGGAUCUGCAGGACCACAGCUUACAGUCCACCAUCGACCUCCUCAGGAAACUGCAAGACCCAUCCACCCAGCUCCACUUCCCGAGGCACCGCAACCACAGAGACUUCCUCCAGAAGCAACAGGUACUUCAGCUCCUCAAAAACCUCAUCUGAAACUUGCCAGAGUGCAAAGCCAGAAUGGAAUUGUACUUUCGUGGAGUGUACUGGAAGUGGAUCGCUCUUGUGCCAUUGUGGACAGCUAUCACCUGUAUGCAUAUCAUGAGGACCCAAAUGCAACCUCACCUUCACAGUGGAAGAAGAUCGGGGAAGUAAAGGCUCUGCCUCUUCCUAUGGCUUGUACUCUAACACAGUUUGUGUCUGGGAGCAAGUACUAUUUUGCUGUAAGAGCAAAGGACAUCUAUGGCCGGUUUGGACAAUUUUGUGACCCACAGUCAACAGAUGUCAUUUCCACACAGAGCAGUUAGAAGCACAGGAAAGUGUUAAUUGCUAUUUCAUCCUUUUCCUUGUUGUGCAUGAACUUGACUUAGACUGAAACUGAUCAGCUUCCAUUCAGGGAUCGGUGUACAGCACUUUCCCAGCAUCUUCACACACAAUCAAUGUUCUGCCAAGACUUGAAUCCACCGCAGCCACCCGUUUGGACCAGUCUCCUGAAAAUAUGGAUAAAGCGGAGCUUUUCUGUUUUUCUGGAGCAAAUUUGCCGUCAUCUAGUUGUUAAGAUCAGCAACCAGGCAAUGCAUUGAGAAGGUUAUACAUUAAGUAUUUCAGUAAAAUGGUUAAAGAGAGAUAAAACAGAGAACAGAUAUUUGCAGAGAAAUAAGUUCUGCAAUGUAUUUAGGGAUUUAUAAAAUACUUUUUUUUUUUUUCCCAGCCAAGGUAAAUGUAGCUCUUAGGCAAGACAAGUAUUACAGAGGAGCAGAGUUGUGUGUGUGUAGCUCAUACACAACGUUCAACAUGUGUUCCCCACUGGCUGGGGAUUCUGAACUGGACAAUUAUCUAUGGGGUUAAAAACAAACGUGGAAAUACUUUUUUUUUUUUUUUUGUGCCUUAAUGUGUUUUUUUUUGUUUUGUUUUUUUUUUUAGUAUUUUUCAUUUUUGGUUUAACUGCCUAUCCUCUCGCCAUGCAUAUUGGUAGAAAGAAAUCUAUCCGUAUCCCUGCGCCAAAGAGGAGUAGUUUUAAUUAUGGAGAGUUUUUAAUUUAAUUUUUGUACCUAUUGCAUUCUAGACCAAGAUGGAAUAAGCCUGCAAUCCUAUUAUACGAGGCAGGUCUUGUCAGUCUCCAGCCUUCCUACCGUUUAUAUCAGUCCCGUGUCUGUCUGUGUUUUUAAAAAAUAAACCGCUUACUCACACUGGUUUCAGAUAUGGCAGUUCCAACAGUUUUUGUUUUUUUUUCUUUUUGUUUUGCCCCCAAGAUAAACCGAAGAAUAGAUUUGGGAAAAACAUGCAUGUAUUAUUUUAAAUGUACAGUGUAUUCUAACAAAUUCCGUGAAGGAUAACUAUUUUUGUAUUCGUAUCGUUUUCUCCAGCUAUGAACUCCUGAGGUAAAACCUGGCAAAGCAAAUAGGAGGUUAUCAACUUGUUAGCUAGAAGAACUCCGAUGUUUGUUUACUGCAGGCUUCACUGUAUCUAUUUGUGUUCUGAUUCCAUUUUAACUAGUAUAUUUAGUAUUGUGAGUAUUUUACAAUUGCAUUACACAGAUGAUCAGCCGGUUACAGCAAAAACGCUAAACACGUGGUCGUAACCGUUCAGCCCUAAAUGACAUACUCUUCCGUCACACGCUCACUGAUAAACAGGGUGGAAAUCUCUACUUCAAGAAAUAUUGUUACCUUGUAUAUAAAUAAUAAAUAUUUUUUACAAACGUG